Blepharisma stoltei is the source of this 1268-nucleotide messenger RNA. The record is from the annotation of a GenBank genome assembly. Lineage: Eukaryota; Ciliophora; Heterotrichea; Heterotrichida; Blepharismidae.
AUGCCUGUUUCUAUCAACACCCAUGAAAUACAAUGCGACUGUAAUUUAGAAGAUAAAAGUUUCUUCACUCGUAGCUAUCGGCAGUUUGUCCCAUCUCGUGUCUCUACAUCAUGCAAUAGAGCUACCACUUGACUUUUAAAAUGUAAUCCUCCUAGAAAUGCUGAAGAAAUUUACCAAGAACUCUUACUCCCCCCCUAUGAGUGAACAAAACCAUUAGAAAAAUCCCUAUUUUUUGCCCUCCGUUAGUGAACAAAAAUUUUUUUGUGAAAAAAAAUUUGAAAUAUAAGCGAUAAUUAGUAUAAUGAAAUCUCAAGCUAAUUCUGUUUAAUUUUAAACAAAUUGCGUUUAAAAACAUAAAUUUUAUAAAUUAAAUUAAUAUUUGCUUCCAAUUUUUGCAAAUUAAAAUUUCGAAAAAAAAUUUUUUCUAUAAAAUUUAUAUAAAAAAAAAUUAACCCCUCUUCGUAAGUGAACAAAAAAGUUCUGUUCACUCACGGAGAGGGAAGAUAGAAUCUCCUCUAGAAACCCAGCAAUACAAAGACAGCACCAAACAAAUCGAGCUCGACUUAGCUCGCACCUACCCUGACGAACAAUAUUUUUCAGAAAACUCCAAAGGCCAGGCAGCUUUGCGAAGAGUUCUCUAUGCUUUCAGCAAGUACGACCAUUAUCUUGGCUAUGUCCAAGGGAUGAAUUUUAUUGUUGCAGCUCUGCUUUGGCAUUCCAGCGAAGUUGAUGCAUUUUGACUUUUCAUUGGGCUCAUGGAAGAAUACGAGUUACGGGAUAUUUUCUUGCCCAGACUCCCAGGACUAUCAAAACACUGUCAAAUAAUUCAGCUUCUCAUCCUAGAUUUACUCCCAAACGUCCACAGGCAGUUUGCUGAGCAUAGGAUAAGCUCAGAAAUGUAUGCAACUGACUGGCUUUUUACGAUGUUUGGCAGUGUAGUUCCUGUAAGAGAGAUGGUCAACAUCCUUGACCAGUUUUUUAGGAAAGGCUGGUCUUUUAUAUAUAGAUUUGUGAUUGCGAUUUUAAAAUGCCUAGAAGAGACAAUUCUUCAGGCAAGGGACUCAAUUGAAAUUUUGGGGCCUCUGAAAAUUACGCAUCAGAGCCAGAGGGAGUGGAAGCAUUUUUUGGAGCUGCUGGAUGGAGGAAAAGGAAAAAUCGGCUGGGAAGAAUUGAUUGAGAGAUCAAGAACAGUUGAUAUUGAUGAAAACUAUAUUAAAUUGCUGCAUAGAAAUUUCAACGUUGAAACAGGGCAAUUUAACUUGAGGUAA